Molecule: messenger RNA, 933 nt
Organism: Aspergillus nidulans FGSC A4
Lineage: Eukaryota; Fungi; Ascomycota; Eurotiomycetes; Eurotiales; Aspergillaceae
Exons: 2
Coding region: 1-933 (310 amino acids)
Source: RefSeq, a predicted model, not a curated record
AUGCCAGCAGUUCCAGCACGUAGAAGGUCCGCAACUUACAAAGACCGCAAUAACGAGACUGACAGCGAUGACGAGGAGGACGAGGAUUAUCAGAUUCCCGACAAUGAGAGGGCAACUGUACUCUUUGACUUCAACAGGGAGCGGGAUAAGCGGCUGGCAGAUGUAACCAAUAUCCCUGAGGGAAGAUACACUGAGCAGGAGAAAGAUCUCUUCUUACAACUGGCUAUGCGCGGUUUCGAGCCGCUUGCACCGAAGCAUUGGCAAUUUGACUUCCCGACCUUGCCUGAUUCUUUGUUCCCUGAAGAAGGGAAAAGGCAAUCAGAGCCGAUUAUCACGAUAUCUAGGAGCACCACAUUCUACGCAAUCAAAUCGCUUAAUAACCUCUUCUCCCUCAGUGGUCGUGUGAGGGACUGCAGUAUCGUGGAGAAGAAUCCGGAAACUCUGAUCAAACAGACCAUCAGCAGGUAUAUUCGCUGGGCACUAUAUGAUGCGAACCUCGAAAUCAACCGGGCGUCAAUGCCGAUACAUGUACUACACGCGCAAAAGAAGAACGAGUCAGUCCGUGAUGCGCUAGAGCGUCUUAAUAGGCGCCUGAAAAAGCUCGCGCUCCGACACCGGAUGGCCUUGGCGGCGUCUGACACAUUAAACAACAAUAAGCUGCCCUUGCUCAUCGGGUUCCUCAUCUGCGGCCCAGUUGUUGCUCUUAUGACAUUCGACCUAAACCUGAUCAAAGGCACGCCGGAAGAUGAUGAAAUGAAUGGUAAAUUCUUCUCGCAGUUUGACUUUUCCGAGAAGGGCCAGGAUGUGUGGAACUCGCUGUCUAUCGCUAUAGUUGUCAUGCACAUUCGUAGCUCCAUGGUUCGACUUGCGCGGAGCGGAUACGGUGGUUAUGUGAAGUCUUUAGAGAGCAGUCCCGCAAGUGAGGAUCUAUAG